Molecule: messenger RNA, 702 nt
Organism: Pseudocercospora fijiensis CIRAD86
Lineage: Eukaryota; Fungi; Ascomycota; Dothideomycetes; Mycosphaerellales; Mycosphaerellaceae
Exons: 8
Coding region: 1-702 (233 amino acids)
Source: RefSeq, a predicted model, not a curated record
AUGUUUCUCAUUCAGAAUUGGGAGCUAGAAUGGUUAACCCUGAUCAUGCCUGCGGGAAGCCCUCAUAUAACUCAGGCCGUCGAUUCAACGCCCUCCAUCAUCAUACCUCUACCCAUCGUCAUCGUACGGUUGUGGGCUGGGAUGGCCACUCAGCACGAGUCGAUGCCCACGAUGACCCAACAGCAGCCCAAGCCGUGCGUGGUGAGCGUCGGAACAGCCAGGUUGUUUGACUCGCGUGGCCAUGCGGGAUACCAUCAUCCCGUCAUCUCAAGGCCCUGUGGCUGGUGCACGACUCAUGGGCGCUCUCAAAGAGGAGAUGCCCUGCGUAGGCAGCUCUGCUCUCGCGAGAGGCUUAAGCACGAUCAUGAAUCGUGCCUGCAUCUGGUUGCACAGUACGCGUAUCUCAUGCGGCCGUUGGCUCUGGACUUGCAGGCACACUUCAGUCUGAUGGCUCACCUAGAGCCAUCGACAUGCAUGCCCAUGAGUCGUGGCCACGCAGAGGAUUCGGGAUUGAACCCAAACCAGACUGGGGCUUGUGAAGAUGCUGAAAGGCGUCGUGAUGGUAUGCGUCGAUAUUUAAUAGGGUCUGAUAUGGGACGGAAAAGCAUGGACGGUCCACGCUAUGACUACGCCACAGCUGACGCACCUUGCGCAGUAGGUUUAAAUUGGCAGUUGCGCUCCGUACACGCGGAAACAAGGUAA